AGCGGAAGGGGUGGAUUUACCUGGCUGCACUGCUGAUCUGACAAAACAGUUGUAAAUAAUGAAGAAUGUAGCAGCUGGCGAAGCUUCAGUGGAGACAGCACCUUACAAAUAUGGGGAUGCGCUUCGUUGUUAUGGCGAUGCUACUGCCAGUGCUAAUGAGGGCAGGAUCAGAAUGCAGGUCCAGCUGUCGACUUAACAAUAUCUCCAUUACUGUCGAAAGUGAGGAAUGUGGCAGCUGCAUCACAAUUGACACCGCUGCAUGUGCCGGGCUCUGCAUAACUCAGGAAAGAGUUUACCGUAGCCCAUUGUUGCAGUACUACCAGAACACCUGUAACUUCAGAGAAUGGACCUACGAGACCUAUGAGUUCAAAGGCUGCCCUGUUGGGGUUGACUCGGUUUUCACCUACCCUGUAGCCCUAACCUGUGAGUGCAGCAAGUGUAACACUGAUAUCACAGACUGUGGAGUUAUCAGCCAGCAGACAACCAGCUGUAAUGCACUUUAGAACCAAAGACCCUGCUCUGUAUGCAUGUUAAAAAGCCCUUGGUAAACAUUUUAAUAUAAACAAAUUUCAACAAGUAAUGGCUUUUCAUGUCAAAUAAUGUAUUGUAAA
Molecule: messenger RNA, 611 nt
Organism: Xyrauchen texanus (razorback sucker)
Lineage: Eukaryota; Metazoa; Chordata; Actinopteri; Cypriniformes; Catostomidae
Product: gonadotropin subunit beta-1-like
Exons: 3
Coding region: 111-503 (130 amino acids)
Biological process (GO): ovulation; G protein-coupled receptor signaling pathway
Cellular component (GO): extracellular region; cytoplasm
Molecular function (GO): hormone activity
Source: RefSeq, a predicted model, not a curated record